This is a messenger RNA of Lathyrus oleraceus (garden pea), 1495 nucleotides long. RefSeq names its product zinc finger BED domain-containing protein RICESLEEPER 2-like. The record is from RefSeq and is a predicted model, not a curated record. The transcript has 4 exons. The coding region runs from base 55 to 1368 and encodes 437 amino acids. Gene Ontology annotation, molecular function: protein dimerization activity; DNA binding. Lineage: Eukaryota; Viridiplantae; Streptophyta; Magnoliopsida; Fabales; Fabaceae.
AGUGCCACUUCAAAUGAUGUUGCUGUGACAUAUCUAAAGAGAAAAAUAGCAAAUAUGAAUGGGUUAAUGGGGGAUGGAGAGUGUUUUCAUAUGAGGUGUUCAGCUCACAUUUUGAACUUGGUGGUAAAUGAGGGUUUGAAAGAUAAACAUUUAUUUGUAACUAGUGUUAGAGAUGCUGUUAGAUUUGUUAAGUCCUCACCUCAUAGGGCAGCCAAGUUUAAAGAAUGCAUUGAAUUUGCUGGAAUAACUUGCAAAAAAUUAGUAUGUCUUGAUGUUUCAACUCGUUGGAACACGACAUAUUUAAUGCUAGAGGCUGCGGAGAAGUUUCAACUCGCUUUUGAAAAGCUUGAGGAUGAAGAGUCGAGCUAUAGGGAGUUCUUUGGAAAAGGUAAUCCCCCUAGUAAUGAUGAUUGGGACAUUGCUAGGGCUUUUAGCGCUUUCCUAAAUUUAUUCUAUGAAGCAACUAAGACUUUUUCCACCUCUCAAAAUGUGAGUUUGCAUACUUGUUUUCACCAAGUGUCUGCCAUUUAUUGUGAGUUAAAGCAAGCCACUUUGAACUUAAAUGAUUUUUUUGCAAGUGUGGGUGGAGAUAUGAUGGAAAAAUAUAAUAGAUAUUGGGGAAGUCCUGAUAAGAUGAACAAGAUGAUAUAUUUUGGUAUUAUUCUUGAUCCAAGAUACAAGUUGAGUUACAUUGAGUGGGCGUUUAAGGACAUGUAUGGAGUUGGAUCAAAGUUUGGUAGUGACUUGGUAAAAUCUAUAAAAGAGAAUUUACAAAAGUUGUAUGAUUGGUAUAAGCAAGCUUAUGACCAAGAGCAUAAUUCCAUACAGCCUCUUGGUAGUGGUGGAAAUAAUGUCUCCAAUGAUGAAACAAAUGCAUAUGUUGCCCGUUCAUCACUUAUGGCUAGAGCCGAUGCUUUUGAGCAACAUUUAGAGGAGCAAGACUCGAUUGAUCAACAAAAUGAGCUUGAGGUGUAUAAUUCUAGUAAGUGUGUCAAAAGGGAUCCUAACUUUGACAUUCUUGUGUGGUGGAAACGUAAUUCAAUCGAAUAUCCUAUUUUAUCUACAAUGGCUAAAGAUAUUUUAGCCACACCAGUGUCUACUGUUGCUUCUGAAAGUGCUUUUAGCACAGGAGGGAGAGUCAUAGAAACCUAUAAGAGUUCUCUAACUGCUGAAAUGGCCGAGGCUUUAAUUUGCACCCAGAAUUGGUUAAGGCCUUCUUUUACCUAUUUUAAAGAUAUGAAUCUCAUGGAAGAUUUUGAGCUUUCAGAAGAUAUUGUAACAGAGUUUCAACAAAUGUCUUUAGCAGCAAAAGGAGUAUCAGGUGUCUCAUCAUCACAGUCUCAGCCACAACCUUCGGGUUGUGCUUGAAAUGGAUGUCAACUAUGUUUUUUGAUUUUUUGGAGUCAUGCAUGAUUUUUUGUUGAUGGUCAACUAUGAUUUUUGAUUUUUUGGAGUCAUGCAUGACCUAUAUAUAUGAGUUUUUGACAAAGAAUAA